Molecule: messenger RNA, 5752 nt
Organism: Lemur catta (Ring-tailed lemur)
Lineage: Eukaryota; Metazoa; Chordata; Mammalia; Primates; Lemuridae
Gene: LARP4B
Product: La ribonucleoprotein 4B
Exons: 18
Coding region: 309-2516 (735 amino acids)
Biological process (GO): positive regulation of translation
Cellular component (GO): cytosol; cytoplasmic stress granule
Molecular function (GO): mRNA 3'-UTR binding
Source: RefSeq, a predicted model, not a curated record
GAGCUGUGUGUUCUCAUGCGAACGGGAAGGAGCGUUGGGGAUCCGGAGUCCCGAGCUUGAGACAUUUUCGGGCCCGAAAGGGGAAGAAGCCGCCGCCGCCGCCGCCAGCCGCGCCCGCCCUUCUCCCCUGCACCGGCCCGGCCCGGCCGCGCCGCCUCUUCCUGCCGUCUCCCUCCUCGGCCGUCCCCGCGUGUGGCGCGGCCGCCGGGCACCGGGGCUGCGGCGAGGAGCCCGCGGGCGGCCGGUCGGGCGGGGCGGGCGGCGCUGACAGCAUCUGAGGUUGGCGUCACCCUCCUCCAGUGGAGCCCAUGACUUCUGAUCAGGACGCUAAAGUUGUGGCUGAACCGCAGGCACAGAGAGUCCAGGAGGGCAAGGACAGCGCUCGUCUGAUGAAUGGUCCUGUAUCUCAGACCACUCCUCAGACGAGUUCCAUCCCAACGUUGAGUCAGGUGCCAGCCAAGGUUUCGGAGCUAAACCCUAACGCAAAGGUAUGGGGGACCCACGUGUUACCCGUGGCAGCAAGUAGCGCGGCGGAUGGCGUGAGCGCUGCGUGGGAGGACCGUGGCCCGCAGGGAUUGGAUGCCAGCUGUGAUGGUGACAACAGCCAUGAGAAUGUGGCGGUGCUGGACGCACAGGAGCUGGGGCAGACAGACAUGAGCACAGUGGCUCUGGAUCCCUCGGAGUACGAGUCUGCACCUGAAGGCGGCGAAGCGGGAGGAAAUGAGUCUCAACCAGAAAGCCAGGAAGACCCCCGAGAAGUACUUAAGAAAACAUUGGAAUUCUGCUUAUCUAGGGAGAACCUUGCUAGCGAUAUGUAUCUUAUAUCACAAAUGGAUAGCGAUCAGUACGUGCCAAUCACGACGGUAGCUAACCUUGACCAUAUCAAGAAACUCAGUACUGAUGUGGAUUUAAUUGUUGAAGUGCUAAGAUCUUUACCUUUAGUCCAAGUGGAUGAGAAGGGAGAAAAAGUACGGCCAAACCAAAAUCGCUGCAUAGUGAUUCUGCGUGAAAUAUCUGAGUCUACCCCUGUGGAAGAAGUAGAAGCACUAUUUAAAGGAGAUAAUUUACCGAAAUUUAUAAACUGUGAAUUUGCCUAUAACGAUAAUUGGUUUAUCACAUUUGAGACAGAAGCUGAUGCACAACAGGCUUACAAAUACCUUCGAGAAGAAGUGAAAACUUUUCAAGGAAAGCCAAUUAAGGCACGGAUAAAAGCAAAGGCAAUAGCUAUAAACACAUUUUUGCCAAAGAACGGAUUCAGACCUCUGGACAUGCACCUGUACACGCAGCAGCGCUACACGGCGUCCUUCUACUUACCUCCGGUGUACAGCCCCCAGCAGCAGUUCCCCCUGUACAGCCUGAUCGCGCCCCAGGCCUGGUCGGCCGCGCACAGCUACCUUGACCCCCCCUUGGUGACUCCAUUUCCAAAUGCUGGAUUUAUAAACGGGUUCACGUCCCCCACGUUCAAGCCUGCGGCGUCUCCGCUGACCUCGCUCAGACAGUAUCCUCCCCGGAGCAGGAAUCCCAGUAAAUCUCAUCUGCGCCACGCGGUUCCUAGUGCGGAAAGAGGGCCCGGGUUGUUAGAAAGCCCUUCGAUAUUUAACUUCACUGCGGAUCGACUGAUUAACGGUGUCCGGAGCCCGCAGACAAGGCAAGCAGGUCAAAGCCGAGCGCGGGUGCAGAACCCGUCCGCGUACGCCAAGCGGGAGGUUGGCACCGGGCGCGUGGAGCCCAGCAGCCUCGAGUCCUCGCCCGGUUUAGGGAGGGGAAGGAAGAAUUCCUUUGGCUACCGGAAGAAAAGAGAGGAGAAGUUUACAAACAGCCAGACGCAGUCUCCAACGCCACCCAAGCCUCCGUCACCAAGCUUCGAGCUGGGGCUGUCCAACUUCCCCCCGUUACCUGGAGCUGCCGGCAACUUGAAGACAGAGGACUUGUUUGAAAACAGGCUAUCCAGCUUGAUAGUAGGAGCAGCAAAAGAAAGGAGCCUUGGUGCAGACGCAAGUUCCAACACUAUCCCUGUAGCUGUCCCCAGAGAGCCCCUGGUGCCGGCUUCCUGCGCUGUGUCGGCGGCGUUCGAGCGAUGCCCCUCCCCGGCCCACCUGCCCGAAUGUCGCUUUUACAGGGACCCCAAGGCGGCAGAGAAGCAGCGGGAAGCCCACAGUGUGGACAGGCUUCCUUCAGGCCUCACCACAACCGCGUGUAAAUCCGUGCAGGUCAACGGAGCGGCCACGGAGUUGCGGAAGCCCAGCUAUGCAGAGAUUUGUCAGAGAACGAGUAAAGAGCCCCCCUCUUCCCCCUUGCAACCCCCGAGAGAACAGAAAGCAAACGCUGUGGUCUGUGGGAAGGAGGAGAAGCCGCUCGUGGAGCCUGUGGAGAGACACCGGGAGCCACCAGCCCUCAAGUCCGCGCCAGGAGCCCCCAGAGACCAGAGGCGGCAGCCCGGGCGCCGGCCCUCCCCCCCGGCCCUGGGGAAGCGCCUCAGCAGGGAACAGAGCACCCCCCCCAAGUCUCCUCAGUGAGAGCCGUAUGUCUGGGGGGCUGCAGAGAGCUGUGGUCGCCACACACGAAAUACUCUUCCCACUCAGUACGAGAAUGAGUUGCUGGUUAGGAGCUUGCAGUGUUUGAGGCCUGUGGGAUCCUGCAAGUUAUUUUUCUUCUGUGAGUCGGAUUCUCCCCCUCUAGGAAAAAAAUCUAUUUUUCAGGAUUUAAUUGAUAUAAACCUUAUUUUAGGUUGGUGCUUAACUGGAGGUGAUGCAUAAGUCAGAUUUUUUUUUUCCAGGAUAGAAAAUGCAUUUAUCCUGACAAAUUGGUAUUUUUUAUUAAGCCUCCAUGUGGCUCUGAGUGCAAGCAUACAGUGAGUUUUUCUAAAUUAAGGAAUGAUGCUACUUCAUAUUUCAGUAACUGGUGUGCAGGUGCACAUGUCGAGGGAGCCCCGGCGGGAGGUGAGGGCCGAUGGCUCCAGUGGAGGCAGGGGUGGCUGAGGAGGAGGGGCUGGAGCCGGCAGGGCACCCGCAGGGGCGCGGGGGCUGUGCUUGCAUCGGAACCGUGCCGGGGACUCUAGCCUUUAAACACGGUAGAGUCCUUUUUUGAUAUAGUAGCAGAAUGAACCUGCAGAGAGCACCUAGGGAGACCCGAAACCUUUGAGUUUGAUGUACUGCAAGCAAGUAACCAGCUUCUCACUCCAGUUUCAAGUGGCUAUUAUGUAAAAUAAAUUCAAAGCACAUUGUGAAUAGAACCUAAAUGAAAAUACAAACUUUGUUGCCCACUGACAUGUCACCAGAAGUUGUACCAUGAUGUUGUUUUGACCCCUGUGAGCUCCCGUGGCGACGCCUGCUCCGUGCACAUGUUGUCCGUGUCCCCCCCGCACCUGUUGGAGCGAGUCCACGUCCCAGCCAGCUCCCUGUGGACGUCUUCCUGCUCCUCUGCAUCGGCACGUGGUUAGUCAGUAAUCCUGCGAGAAUGGUGUUUGUGGUUCCCCCUCUCUGGCUGGUGGAGGACAAAAAUCCCCGCUCUUUUACCUCUAAGACGAGGGUCUCGUUGAUUCGCUUCUAGAAGUGCUGCACUUCUGAAGAACAAGGAUGCACUAAAGUUAGCAAGUUUAUAAUAAAGUUAAAUAUAAAUUAUUUUGUUUUAAAAUGCCUAAAAUUCUUCUUUAAGUAUUCUAAGCAGCAAACAUUAAAAUAAGAAUAUUUCCUGCUAAAUGUAACCAUACAGUUUAUUCCACAAAAUGUUAUUUAACAAGACUGAGGGGUUUUUUUAAGAAAAGAAUUAUUUCCAUCCAAUAUUUAAAGACUUGAAUUUUAUUUAAACUUGAAAAUGACUUUGCCUUAACUUUUGUAUGAGACAGCUUCGCGUCCAUGGAGCCCGGCCCGGGCUGGCGCACGUAGCCGGCCGCUCGGUCGUGUGGGCCUGUCGCUGGUUUCGCUGAGUAGGCGUCUGUAGUGCAAGGACUAGCCGUUGUUUGUAAUAUACCUUAGAGAUCUUAAACAGUUGAUCUUUUUUCAGAUUGUUGGAAAUCCUGUAAAUGCAAUUAGUCGAUACUGUAUUAAAUACGUGCACUUGCGAGUGUGCUCGGCCUGUACAGUUGUACAUAAUCAGAACAUAUUAAAAAGGUACCCUACAGAGAAAAAUCUGAUAAAAAUUAUUGCUAUAUUAUAAAUGUUGCUGUUGAGCUGGAUGUAGAUAAACUAAAUGUUGUGGUUUGAAUAUUAUUUUAAUUUGUUGAAAUUUUUUUUUCUUUUUCUCUGAUACUGGUGUGUUGAACUGAUGCCUCUUUGCUGCAAAAGGGAAAUGGAAAGUCUGUUAAAGGCCUUCAAAUGUUUCCAUCAGCUUUUUAAAAGUAUGUAAAUACAUACUAAUCAUAUCUAAUGUGAACCAGUUUUAAAGUAAAAUAUGGAAAGCAAAAACUGGCAGGAUCUUCAACUGACGGUAAAAAUUAUCUCCUAAUUAAAAUCGUAAGUAGCCAAGCGAGGUUUGCUCUGCCUGGCGUAGCUGACCAUUUCCUUCCUGUCAGUUGCCGUUAGUCAAACGUACAGAAACACAACUGCUGAUAUCUUUCAAAUGCCUGUUAGAGGAAUUUGGGAACUUAUUUCUUUGUUGUUGUCAGAUCACUGACCAAAAAAGUCAGAGGUAAUUGACCUCUGAACCCCAAACUAAUGGACACAGGGAAGGCAGGGAAGGCGACUCAGGCCUGGGCACCCCCCGUGGCGCGUCUUUGCCAGGGACGGCCGGGGCACUGUCAGCCGCCCUCAGUCCCAAACCACAGCGCCUGCCCGCCGGCCAAGCAAGGCCUUGGUUUUUAAUAACGAGAGACCCUUUCCCCACGAGUGUGAGCAGAGUGCAGCACGGGUGUGUGUGGUUGGAGCCACGUCGGCCUCACGGCCGCCCGCAGGAAAGCAGGGCGGGCACAGUGGCAGUUGUCAAGGGUGGCGCUGCGGGCGCUGCCCAGCCAGCGACAGUCUGUUGCAUCAAGAGCUGCAGCUCCGCUUGGAUGUGAUUUUUAUAGCAUUCUUUUUAAUUAAGCAAAGGUGACAUGCCAAAAAGCUCUAUAAUGUCAAAAAACCUUUCUCAUAUUACUUUGAGAUUCUCCACUCAGAAGAAGACAGGAGUUAUCACACAGAAAGUGUGGCAGCACCGGCAGACUGCUCUGUCACAUGCACCGGGUGACAGUGGCUUUCGCACAUUUUCUUUUUCAGUUAACUCCUUCCUGUCCCCCAGCAAUGACAAAUGACAUCUUAAAAUCAUAAAUUCAUGUGAUGAUUCUUACCAUGUGGAGACAGUGCAAGUGAAAUCUGGCCCUGUUGCUUCAGACAGGAAUUCCCGGUAGAGGAGCCGCGCGCUCGGGUCGCUGUCCUGGCAUUUUCCACCAGUCACCCUGUCGCUGCGUCACUGGCUGCUCCUAGCAGGUGGCAGGACACGUCCUACAUUGCUGUCGUAGGAUUUCUGCAGUUUGUUUUAAAAGCUGGCUCAGUGCACGCCUGUCCGUGUGCCCCUCCGGCGAGCUGUGGUCACAGUGUGCUCGGCGCUGCAGCGCAGACGGACCGCACGACGGCCGCCGCCAGGCCGUGAGUGGGAGUGUGACGUGGACGCGUUCUGAGAGUUUUGUUUUUGUUGUACUUUUUUUUAUUGAGACUGGAAUCAAGCUUACAUGUAAACUAUUGGUAAUUUAAGUUUCCUUUUGUGUCAUUCAGUGUAAAAAUGUCUAAUUUGAAAAAAAAUGUAGGUAAUGAAAAAUAAAGAUUUAGGCACUGUUCAA